GUGUGAACAGUACGUUUUUAGUUCGUCGUCACAAAGUUACUUCGAAAUUCUUUUAUUAAAUUCGAAUUUAUAAACUAGGAAUUGUGGUUUUAAAAAGUAUAGUGGCACUUUUAUAAAGACUGUUUACAUAAAUUAAAGUAAGUGUUUAAGAUUAAAUUAUAGUUGAGAGUUUAAAGUUUUUAUUGCAACAUUUAGACCCGGCUGCGACGAUUUAAACUGUGCAAAUACUGUGUGAAAUCUUGUGUUUAGUGACAAAUAAUUUAUAUCACUUAUAAGGUGAUCAGAUACUUUGCUGGAUUGUGGUGGCACAAGUGUACAGCUAGACAACCUUGCAUGACCAGUUUUUUCGUGACAGAAAAAUGCUGCCAAGGAAAAGAAGUACAAUAUUGUUCACAAUACUCUACUUGAUACAGUCAUCACAGCAACAUGGCUCCGGUGCUCCUCCAGCGGCGUGUAUCGACCAGUUACCACGUCAUUCAACCAUCGAGCCACAGUCGACAGUUCCACCAUACCUGAUCCUCACAUCAGCCUCCCAGGUCCGGCAGGGAGACACCCUGAAUGUGACUAUUGGGAGCCCAGCCGGCGCUCCACUGCCUAUUGGAGGGUUUAUCUUACAAGCCAGACAAAUACAGAAUCAAGACACGAUAGUAGGCAAGUUCAUCAGAGUGCCAGACCCAGUGGCUACCCACAUCAUCAGCUGCAGAGGCAACAAUGAUACGGUGACGCACUCAUCACCCGAUGAUAAACCUGCCAUGACCUUCCAAUGGCAAGCCCCUACCGACUUCUUGGGCGGAAUCGAAUUCAGAGCAACAGUAGCACAAACGUACGCCAUGUUCUGGAGGAAUGUGGAGUCGCCGCUGGUGGAAGUGGUAACUCCUGAUACCGUGGUCACAACACUGCCUCCCAACCAAGUAGCACUCGCUACCAGCACGCAAGAGCCACCGGUUAUAUUGGAGUCCAAGUCCAAACCAGCGACGCAAAAACUGGAUACGAUUUACCAAGGCUGCGCAGACACAAAACUAUGCUUUGGUGUACCUCAGAACUGUAUCCCCAAAGGUGACUGCAAAGCGAUUGUGGCUAUAUUCGUCGCGGGCGAUGCGUACACCUUCGAAAUCCAGGGUACUGAUAAGCCGAAGUACGUCGCAGCAGGAUUAAGUAUGGACAACAAAAUGGGUGACGACAGCGCUAUGGAAUGCGUCAGAAAUGAUAAUGGUAGAGUCAGUCUGUUCACCUCCUGGACGUAUCCGAAGUCAGAGCCAUAUGUGCGGAGAUCAGACUCUCCACAAGAUAUAGUUCAACUGUUGGAGUCUUCGGUCAUUGAUGGGAAAUUGUACUGUAAAUUCAGAAGAGAUACAGUUUCUGUUGUGAAGGGACAGACGUUCGAUCUUGCGAAUAACAAAUAUAAUUUGAUGGUUGUAUCUGGAGAUAGUAUGAAGGAUGCCGACCGCGUGGGUUUCCAUUCAAUAGCUUACGAGUCGACCGGUGAACCACUAGCUUUGUCCACCGUUGGAUCAGCUGCAGGCGCCUCCAAACUGCUUUUGAAGCUCCACGGGUCCUUUAUGUUGGCUGCUUGGCUUGGAACUGCAUCUUUGGGCAUCCUUCUUGCCAGGUAUUUCAGACAAGUGUGGGUCGGAAAACAGCUUGGUGGCAAGGACAUCUGGUUUGCUUACCACAGAAUAUUGAUGGUAGUGACGUGGUUGCUGACGGUGUGCGGGUUCAUACUGAUCCUGGUGGAGGUCGGUGGCUGGUCCACCACUGGUGACAACCCUCACGCUAUCACCGGCAUUGUUACUGUCAUAUUGUGCUUCAUACAGCCAAUUGGUGCCUACUUCAGGCCACACCCCGGUACAAAGAAGAGGCCAAUAUUCAACUGGUUGCAUUGGCUCGUUGGCAACGCUGCUCAUAUACUUGGAAUCGCUACAAUAUUCCUAGCGGUAUAUCUUCAAAAAGCAGAAUUACCUCCGUGGAGCGUGUACAUCCUCGCUGCAUUCGUCGUCUUUCACGUCAUAAUGCACUUUGUUUUAUCGUUGAUCGUGUGCGUAUCUGAGGGUCGAAUUAGCAAUGGUCGUGUCAACACAUUCCCCAUGAAGGACAUGCUGGGGUCCCGCCAAGCGUCGCAGGUCGACAGGAGUACAGAUGCGCCGUUCUCCAGCUUCAGAAAGUUACUACUUGGGAUAUACGCUCCCAUCAUCAUCCUGUUCGCCGUCGCAAUGAUUUGUCUCGUGGCCUUGGCUCCUAUAGCUGAGACCUACACUACGUUGAUGGGAGCCUAGUACCGCUUUAAAAAAUUUUCAAUAAAUAUAAGCAAUGAAAAUAUUUUAAAUAGCAGAUUUCUCAAAUUUUAUAUAUUAUAAUUUUGGGUUAUAGAAAUAGUUUACUAUAUGUGAAAUUAAUGUAACAACGGAUGAAAAAUGGAAAUACUUGUAAUGUAGGUGCGAACAGUAACAGUGCAAAAGUGACAAUGAAAUAUUGUAUAACCCAACACUAAACUCUAGACUAUCACAGUGUCGUCUGGUGUUAAAUAAAUAAAA
This is a messenger RNA of Achroia grisella, 2531 nucleotides long. RefSeq names its product putative ferric-chelate reductase 1 homolog. The record is from RefSeq and is a predicted model, not a curated record. Gene Ontology annotation, molecular function: oxidoreductase activity, acting on metal ions. The transcript is spliced from 13 exons. Lineage: Eukaryota; Metazoa; Arthropoda; Insecta; Lepidoptera; Pyralidae. Bases 360 to 2273 code for a protein of 637 amino acids.